AUGGCAGCCGCAGCACUGAGGGCGCAGCUGAACGCCCAUAUCGCCGGCAUGUACACCAAUGGUGUGGUGGACGAGGAUACAUUCGAGGAGCUGCGGGACGAGGGCACCGCCGCCGAGGUCUCCCGCCUCUUCAUCUACGACGCCUCCGAGAUCAUCGACGACAUCGACCUCCUGAUGGAGGAGCCUGAAGUGGACUUUGACGAGGUGGAAGCCCUGACGCAGCAGCUCAUGCGGUGCACCUCCAGUGUUGGUGCACAGCAAGUGAACCUCGCCUGCAUGCACUUCGGCAAUUUCUAUGCCAUACAAUACAAACAAGGGUGUCUCGUGUCAUUGGCUCUUGUUAGGAAUGAGUUCUAUAUUGUGCGACAUGAGUUGGAGAUCGUGAUGCAGCUCGAAGAGCAGAUCGCGGCAUGUGGUCCUGACUCCUAA
This is a messenger RNA of Triticum turgidum subsp. durum (durum wheat), 429 nucleotides long. The record is from the annotation of a GenBank genome assembly. Lineage: Eukaryota; Viridiplantae; Streptophyta; Magnoliopsida; Poales; Poaceae.